Messenger RNA from Mycena indigotica, 2856 nucleotides. RefSeq lists its product as uncharacterized. Gene Ontology annotation, cellular component: cytosol. The transcript has 19 exons. The record is from RefSeq and is a predicted model, not a curated record. Gene Ontology annotation, biological process: isoleucyl-tRNA aminoacylation. The coding region runs from base 1 to 2856 and encodes 951 amino acids. Gene Ontology annotation, molecular function: aminoacyl-tRNA deacylase activity; ATP binding; tRNA binding. Lineage: Eukaryota; Fungi; Basidiomycota; Agaricomycetes; Agaricales; Mycenaceae.
AUGGCUACUGGGCCAGAUAACCACGCCUUCGCCGAAACUUUGCUUCUCCCUGAAACCCCAUUUACUCUACGGCCAACGAAAGAGAACACUGCUCGUCUACAGACUCGAACAACCUCUGAACUAUAUCAAUGGCAGAGGGGUAAUUUACGUGGACCUGAGUUUAUACUCCACGAUGGUCCCCCAUAUGCCAAUGGAGACCUUCACAUGGGCCAUGCUAUGAACAAAAUCCUGAAGGACAUUAUCACUCGCUUCCAUGUUUCUCGUGGUAGUCCCGUUCAGUAUGUCCCUGGUUGGGAUUGUCAUGGUCUACCCAUCGAAAAUAAGGCUCUCCAAGAGCUCGGUGCAGAUUCUAAGCAGCCCACAAAACUGCUCUGCGCGAAGUGGAAAGCCCAGAAGGCGCAGUUUCAACGGCUGGGUAUCAUGGCUGAUUGGAGCGCUGAAACCACAUAUCGCACUAUUGACCAUUCGUACCAAAUGCGCCAACUGCAUAUUUUCCGACAAAUGGUCAACAAUAAUCUCAUCUUCCGGCGCUAUCGUCCCGUACACUACUCGCCUUCCUCCCAUUCAGCUCUAGCCGAAGCAGAACUAAUCUAUAAGGACGAUCAUGUAUCGCACUCCGUUUAUGUCUCGUUUGUCGUGCGACACACGCAACAUGACCUUCUCAAGGCUUUCGUGGCAGAGGGACUUCGAUUACUCGUCUGGACGACCACUCCCUGGACUUUAAGCGCCAACAUGGCCAUUGCAGUAAACCCAGCUAUGGUAUACGUCGUAGCCCGCCCUACCUCGCAGUCCGAUUCUCCAAGUUCUUUUCUGGUGGUCGCCAAAGACCUCCUCCCCACCUUGACAAAUGUCAUUGGGGAAGUUACGGUGGUUCUUGAACUUGCUGGAACAGAUCUCCUCGGUACCUCAUACGCGCCUAUUUUCUCCAAACUUUCUCCGGAAAUGCCGCUUGAUUUCCUCCAAGUGGUCUCUGGUGAUCACGUGACAGACUCCUCCGGAACAGGUCUUGUCCACUGCGCCCCUGCGCACGGCGCAGAGGAUUACCUAUCACUUCAAGGGCUUCUUUCAAGGCAAGAAAUGAUUUGUCACGUGGGUGCCGCCGGUGAAUUCACCAAGGACGUGGUACAAACUGUUGGCGAUGUGGGAAAGACAUUGAUUGGAGAGAGUGUGCUGGACAAUGGCUCUCGGAAAAUUGUGGAGUUAUUGAAAGAAGUGGGUGCCCUCGUAAAGAUACAGCGCAUCAAACAUCGCUACCCAUAUGACUGGAGAACCAACCAACCAAUCAUCAUGACCGCAACUUCGCAGUGGUUUACGAAUCUCGACGAGAUCAAGAAAGAUGCGCUCACUGCCCUUGAGCGUGUUUCCUUUUAUCCGUCCACCUCCCGCGCGAGGCUUACCUCUUUCAUCGAUCUUCGGUCCGAAUGGUGCAUUUCUCGUCAACGUGCCUGGGGUGUCCCCAUUCCAGCUUUGCACCACAUCCCCACCGACACCGCUAUUCUCACUGCCGAUACAUUGGAGCAUAUUUUGAAUGUCCUCGACACCAAAGGAAUCGAGCAUUGGUGGGAAGGUCCAGUCACGGACUUUAUUCCCGCCUCUCUGCUCGAAUCUUAUCGAGACGAUGCUCCCGCGGAAAAAGUAUGGCGCAAGGGGAACGACACGAUGGACGUUUGGUUCGACAGUGGGACUGCCUGGUCGAUGCUUUCAACUAGAGACGACAAGCCUCAUGCAGAUCUUUGUCUGGAAGGCUCUGAUCAGCACCGUGGAUGGUUUCAGAGUCAACUUCUCACUGCCGUCGCAUCUGCCCCGCCUCAGCAGCGUCAACAAACCCCAUAUGCGACUUUGAUUACUCACGGAAUGGUGCUCGAUCAGACAGGCAAGAAAAUGAGCAAGUCUUUGGGAAACGUCAUUAGCCCAAUGUCGAUUAUCGACGGUGGACUGAACAAGAAGACCGAGCCUGCCUACGGUGCUGAUGUACUGCGCUACUGGAUUGGUUCUGUCGAUUAUUGGAAUGACACAUUCCUGGGUCCGGUUGUGAUCAAACAAGCCGCAGAAGGGGUCCGCAGACUGCGAAACUCUGCCCGUUUCAUUCUUGGUAACAUGGUGGAUUCCGAUCGUCGCCAAACGUUCGACCGAGUACCCCAAGCGGAGAUGGGACUGGUCGAAAGAUACGUCAUGAGCGAGUUGUAUGUCCUGGAGAAAACCGCUCUCGAUGCCUACUCUCAGUACAAUUUUGCUAAAGUCACCACUGCGCUGAACAACUUCGCUACGAAUACCCUCUCUUCGUUAUAUUUCGAUAUUUCGAAGGAUGUGCUAUACGCAAAUGGGCUCGAUAGUCACGAGCGCCGCGCGAUUUCUACUGUCCUUGAACAUAUUCUGACCACGAUGACCCAUGUCAUGGCCCCGAUCGUGCCCCACCUGGCAGAGGAAAUCCACGAAGAGUAUUACAAAGCGGAGACUUCUCUUUUCAGAAACGGGUGGGAAUCAUUGAAUCCCAGCUGGCAUGAUGCGAAAGCGACCGAGGAAAUGGGUUUACUGCUGAAGCUUAGGUCAGCAACCUUUUCAGCUCUUGAGCAAGCACGCGAAGACAAAAAAAUCAAAGGCUCUCUCGAGGCCGAUAUCGAACUUCUCCUUCCAGAGCUGGAGGAAGAAUCUCCGUUUCUUCAAUUACUUCGACGUGAAGAGAACUUCCUUAAAACACUUUUCAUUACCUCCAAUGCCACUCUCAUCGACGAGGGCUCACUCGGUGCCUCGUCCCCAGCUUGGUUGUAUGUCUCAACCACAUCUAUUCCAGGAAUGGAAGAAGAGGAGCUCGCUAUCCGUAGUCAAAUCGGAGGUCAUGUGUUCGCGUUGCAGUGA